UGCAUAGAACUAGCUGGUGUGGCAACUGAAUUUAUGUUUUACGGAUAUGCAGAGGAAGGCCUUGCAGAUAUAACCAAGUUAGAUGUAUUGCUCAAAGGCUUGGGAUUCACACAGAAGAAAGAAGAUUCCCAAGUUACAUGGUCUGUGCUAAACACCAUCCUACUGUUGCGUAGCCAUGAAGUAGCACAAGCUAAACUUGCAGAGGCAAUAUCCCUGGGAAAAUCUGUAGGAUCUUGCAUCCACAUUAUAGAGAAUAACAUCAAUGAUGCUGACAUCUAAUUGCAACUGGCUUUACUGGCUAACUUUUUUUUUUUUUUCAUUUUUUUCUAUUAUUUUCCUUUUUUUUCCUCUUGAUUAC
Molecule: messenger RNA, 358 nt
Organism: Durio zibethinus
Lineage: Eukaryota; Viridiplantae; Streptophyta; Magnoliopsida; Malvales; Malvaceae
Source: RefSeq, a predicted model, not a curated record